Molecule: messenger RNA, 4031 nt
Organism: Priapulus caudatus
Lineage: Eukaryota; Metazoa; Priapulida; Priapulimorpha; Priapulimorphida; Priapulidae
Product: selenocysteine insertion sequence-binding protein 2-like
Exons: 23
Coding region: 105-4031 (1308 amino acids)
Biological process (GO): selenocysteine incorporation
Cellular component (GO): ribonucleoprotein complex
Molecular function (GO): selenocysteine insertion sequence binding; ribonucleoprotein complex binding; mRNA 3'-UTR binding
Source: RefSeq, a predicted model, not a curated record
UUAUAGAUAGAUGGAUCGGCCAUGGACCCGUUCUUAGAUGUGCUUUGCAAAUAUGUUUAAAAACUACAAAUGCUGACAUAGUCAGAGGAGGUUUUCACUCAGAGAUGUCAAAACUAUCUGCUGAGUCGCAGCCAUUCAUACCGCGUCAUGUCGGAGAUGCACCUCAACCUGAGGAGACUGCUGACACGGUAUUAGGGGAAGAGUUGCAGCCAAGUCGGGCACCUUCUGGGAAGGCGCAAGUUCAGAUGCCCGAUGAGAAGCAAGAGAAUGUGACUGUGGUACCUGCACAGGUGGAACACGUCGUGGAAGAACAAAAUGGGACAGCGGAGGACCAGCCAGAGAAUGAAACCUAUCAGCAAGAUGAUACCACAGAGAUCUACACACAGCAGCAGCAGCAGCAGCAGCAGCAGCGGCAGCAUGAGCAACUGCAAGGUGUCGACUAUGGGCCUCAUCAGCAGGGAUCGGAGACGACGGUGUCAGUCUACAAUCAGCCCGGCGAAUUCAAGAGCCUCCCGAAAUACAUGACGAGCUGCUAUCCAUUUGUGCAAGGCGAUCCAGGAUAUGUUAAGAAUCGAUGGCCUAUGAACCAGUCGCAGCAAAUCCUUCCGAGUAAUUUGUCGCCGGGCCUGCCUCAGAUAGCUGCGCCUGCAGGCAGUGCCGCCUAUGGGCCACUAAACAAGUCACCGAUCUACGAUAGUUUUGUAUAUGGAUAUAACCCAGCUGUGUACCCAGCACCACCGGUAGCGGACCCACAACCUAUAGGAUAUUACGCUGGGAAUGUAACGUAUGCUUCGGGAGUGCCAAUGUACCAGCCAUUCACAGUCAGUCAGCCCCAGCAGGUUAUCGAUACAACCAUUCCUGUUGUAUCCAACCAGGUUCAGAGAGUCACCGGGGCUAUCAGCAAGAAAAACGCCCAGACGAAUCUCCCUAACAGGAAGAAAGGUUCUGCCAAGCACAGGACCGUCAUCUGUGUCGAGCUGAGUACGCAGACAGAUUUCUCUGAGAAGAUUGCUGAACAUUCUCUUGAUGAGUUGCCGUCACGGCUGUACAGGGUGCGAGCCAACCAGGCCAGACACAAAGUCCGAUCCGACACCAUUAGCAUGGACACCACUUGUGAUGACUCCAGGAUCUCCGGCUCCCGACACAAGCGCACUGCGUCUAAAGCGUCUUCCUCCCGGCCCAAGGACUUUGUGCAGUCGCCAUCAGUUGCCGCCUCAGCGUCCGUACUGCCGGUGGAGUCGCAGGAGAAACCCGAGCCCACGUCUUCCGUGCCGUCGCCAAUGAACUAUGCACAGGCUCUUCGCAACAACUGGACAAGGCUGUCGGCGAGCGUUGAACAGAAGGCGGCAGAGAAAGCGAGCAAAGACGCAGCCGAUGGUCGCCGUGAGGAGUCGCCUGAAGAUGGAGCAGGGCCUGACCGGAAGGAAGCAGUCAGUAAGGGAUCAGAAGCAGAAAACAACCCGAGCAGCAAGUGUAAUGUUGAAGCAAGCCAUGGGGUGGUCACCAUCACCCAGCCGACGUCAGAGGUCGAAUCGAAACCUACUGCUGUCGUGAACGGUGAGGUGGCCAAUGCCAUCGAGGUAGAAGCACCCUCUACUGGGGGAGGGAGAGGAGACGUGACCGUGAUGUCUGUUCAGCCUGCUCCUUCUCCACCAGUCGUGCCAUGGACAGGCAUCUCUUACAGUAGUGCCCUGAAAUCCAAGCUCAAAUCUGCAAGCAGUCCAGCUGGUGUUUUGCCCCACCCUCCAAUAAUGAUAGGAAAAGCUGGGGGAGCACCUUCCCCACUUGCCAUGCCAGCGGAAGUGCAGAUCAAUAAAACAGAAGAAAAGCAAGCCAAAAAGAAGAGCAAGAAGAAAAAGAAAGAACAGUUAGUACCACAACCGGCAGUGCCGAGCAAACCAGCAAAGAAAUCGCAGGCUCCCAUUCAGUUUGAUAUUGGGAAUAUGAUUGCUGCACUCGAGAAGCAGAAGAUUGCAUCAGCACAGGUUAAUGAGGAGAAACAGGAGGACAGACAUGCUGAAAAGAAAACUGAAAAGCCCAAGUUGGUUGCCAACCCGUUGGAUAGCACAGCGCCAGCUAAACGCGGCAAAGAAAAGGAGAACCCAGCUCGGAAGCGACCCAGUGCCCUGAAGAAGGUUAUUUUGAAGGAGAGACAGGAGAAGAAGAGGGUGAGGUUGAUGAAGGAGGAGAUGCAUGGACAGUUGUCAGCAGGAACAGCAGCAGCCAACCGAGUGUUGAAGCCGAUGGAUGCUGUUGGGGAGGCGGAUGUAUUGUUUACGGCACCAGAGAUGUCGCAAGAAGUCGUGCCAAAGACGCAAGAUACUGAGGAUCUAUCGCCGAUCUCACAGGCAACGCCUCUGCACAUGACACCACUGUCUCAGGUGCCCACGGCUGGUACAGGUGACUCCGCCAUUCCCGGCAUGAACAGUGCAGAGCGCAACCUCGUGACGAUGCAAAUACACAGCCGACGCUUCCGCGAGUAUUGCACACAGAUGCUGCACAAGGACAUUGACAACUGCUGCACAUUGUUGCUGCAGGACCUAGUCAGAUUUCAAGAUAGACUCUACCACAAGGAUAAAAUAAAAGCGAGAGCACGGCGAAGAAUUGUGCUAGGCUUGAGGGAAGUAGCCAAACACCUAAAGCUACGCAAGCUCAAACUGCUCAUAAUUUCUCCAAACCUUGAGAGAAUACAGUCAAAAGGUGGCCUUGACGACGCGUUACACAACAUCAUCCGUCUAGCCCAGGACCAGAACGUUCCGUUUGUGUUUGCGCUCGGCCGGCGAGCGUUGGGACGUGCGUGUGCCAAGCUGGUGCCGGUCAGCGUCGUGGGAGUGUUCAACUACGAGGGCAGCGAGGAGCACUUCCAGCAGCUGAUGGACCUGUCGGCGCAGGCGCGCAAGAGCUACCAGGAGAUGGUCGCAGCCGUCGAGCGCGAGGCGAACGAGAUCGCGAAGAAGCAGCUCUACAUGCACAUGGGCCACUCGCGCACGCCGUCCGCGUGCAGCGCCAUCUCGUUCACGAGCAGCAUCCUGUCGGAGCCGAUCUCCGAGAACUACCCGAUGUCGGAGCCGGAGUCGUCGGACGCAGCGGCGCGCGGCGCGCACUUCCUCCAGCAGAGGGAGCUGCUGGCGGCGCUCGGCAACACGUUGAACGUCGCGCCGCUGGACGGCGGCGGCGGCGGCGUCCUGCAGAGGGAGCUGCGGCGAGCGGUCCGCAGCAGCCGUCGACGCCGGCGGCGCGAGAGAACGGUGUCGCGGCGCACGACGACGCCUCGCGAAGAUGGGCAGAGCGGCCGGCGCUGCGGAAACGCGAUUCCCCGAGCGCGCCGGAGGCGUUCGCGAACGCCCAAGUUCCAAACCCGGCCGCCGCCGCGCAGACGUCCCCGCGAGGUGACCGCGGGACCGAUCGUGACUCCGACUCGCCAGGGGGCCGCCACGACAGACGUCCGACGCUCGUCGCCGAUGCUGACGGCGAGGUUCGAACAAAGCACGGUGACGCAGCCAGCCGCCGCCGAGGCAGAGGCCGCGCCGAGACGUCGCGUUGACGACCGGGCGCGCGGCAGUGUCGCGCCAACCGACGAGCGCGACGCGACGAAGCCGGCGCAGUCUCAGGCGGCGGCGUCCGAGCCCGCGGCGAGUCGUCGCCUCGAGGCGGUCGUCUCGUCGGAGGUCAUCGACGGCGAGACGCUGUCGUCGUCGUCGGCGAAGCGCUCGAAGAUCAUGGACAAGCGUCGCAUCGAGUCGUGGAUCGCCGAGACGCAGUCGCGCCUCGAGACACGAGACAUCUGCAAUGACGUGGGCGAGGCGUCGGCUGCGAGCGAGGUGGGCGGGGCGGGCGGAGGAGCGGCGGUCGUCACGGCGACGGUCGGCGGCGACGGCGCGUCGUCAACAUCCUGCACGAAGGACAUACGCGUACGCAAGAACAUAUCCUCAAAGGAAUUUCACAGUAAGGGCGAGUGCCCACAGGUGGCAGCGUGUGUCGGAGCUGCAAACAUUCGCCCGUCGUCGAACAUUUCACCCAGUAUGCAAUAG